AUGAACGACGAAGAAAAACACCUGGCGGCACCCGCCAACGCCUACCAACCCAACAUGCACUACCAGCAACAGCAGGAAAAACAGACAGGCUACAAUGCCGAGUACGACACCCACCAGGGCGGCUACAAUCAAAACCAGAACCAAGAUUACUACAACCACAGCCAGGGGGGAUACCAGAUGGACAAUAUGGGCCAACACGGCGGCUACCAGGGAAACCCCAACGACAACUACAACAACCAGCAGCCCCCUCCCUAUACACCCGACUUCCCCCCAGACUACAACUACAAGCCCAAUCCCAACGCAGCCACGUUUGACGAGGCGUUCGCCGUGCCCAAACCAAAAUGGAACGAUAAGAUUGGUCUGGUGAUUCUGGCCCUCAUCUUCUCAGGCUACCUCGCCCUCAGUAUCAUUGUGAUCCGCGCAUAUGCACAGACCCACUCGUUCCAGGGCUGGGGCAUCUACUCGGGCGAAAACGACUACUCACUUAACACCCACACGCUCAUUCUGUACGCAUUUGUGCUGGCCACCGCCAUGGUGCUAUCGCUGCUCUACUUCAUUGCCGCGCGAGUCUGGACAAAGCAGUUCAUCUGGAUCACCUACAUCCUGCAUCUGCUUUUUUCCUGGGGCACCGCCAUCUACUACCUGGUUGUGGGCUACUACUCGGCCGGCAUUGUCUUCAUUGUCUUUGCCGCCCUCACCACCUGGUGGUUCUGGUGCUCUCGAAAGCGAAUCCCUUUUGCCACCAUCGUGCUGCAGACCCUCAUUGACGUGACCCGAGCCAACCCCUCGGUUCUCGUCAUCUCUGCGGUCGGAACCGUGGUCGGGGCCUGUUUCGGCACCUGGUUCUCCUUCACCAUUGUCUCCAUCUACGUCAAGUACGACCCAGACAACCGAAACCCGGGUUGCAUGACCACCGGAGGCUCGUGCUCCAACGGCAAGCUAAUUGGUCUCAUUCUGUUUGCAAUCUUCUGUGGCUACUAUCUGACCGAGGUGAUCAAGAACGUGAUCCACGUGACCAUUUCCGGCGUCUACGGCUCGUGGUACUACUGCUCCAAGUCCGACCAGGGCAUGCCCAAACACGCGGCUAUGAGCUCCUUCCGACGAGCAGUCACUUACUCAUUGGGUUCCAUCUCUCUGGGAUCGUUGAUUGUGUCUAUCAUCAACUUCAUCCGCCAGAUUCUUUCGGUUCUGCAGCAGGAUGCCCGUCAAUCCGGAGACACCCUGGCCACCGUACUGCUGUGCUUUGUACAGUGUUGUUUCGGCGUUCUGGAUUGGCUUGUCACCUACUUCAAUCACUACGCCUAUUCGUACAUUGCGCUGUAUGGAAAGGCGUACGUGCCCAGUGCCAAGGCCACUUGGAAGCUCAUGCAGACCCGUGGUAUCGACGCAAUGGUCAACGACUCUCUCAUUGGCUCCGUUCUUUCUUUCGGAGCGUCCUUUGUCGCCUACGCCGCCGCUCUGGUGGCCUACUGCUUCCUCAAGUACACCGAUCCCUCCUACAACUCUGGCGGCGGUUUCUACGCUCCUGUCGUUGGCCUGGCCUUUGUGAUUGCUUUGCAGGUCAGCAACAUUACCAACGUGUCGCUCAAGUCGGGAUGCUCGACUUUUUUCCUCGCUUUGGCACGUGAUCCCGAGGUUCUGCGAGUCAGUUAUCCCCAGAUUUACGAGGAGAUUUGCCGAACCUAUCCUCCUGCCCGCGACAAGCUCGACAUUUGA
Molecule: messenger RNA, 1716 nt
Organism: Yarrowia lipolytica CLIB122
Lineage: Eukaryota; Fungi; Ascomycota; Dipodascomycetes; Dipodascales
Biological process (GO): transmembrane transport
Cellular component (GO): plasma membrane
Molecular function (GO): transmembrane transporter activity
Source: RefSeq, a predicted model, not a curated record